AUGGGAGAAUGGACAAUUCUAGAGAGGCUGCUGGAAGCGGCCGUGCAGCAACACUCCACAAUGAUAGGGAGGAUUUUGCUGACGGUGGUGGUUAUCUUCCGCAUUCUGGUCGUGGCUAUUGUCGGAGAGACGGUGUAUGAUGACGAGCAGACUAUGUUUGUCUGCAACACUCUUCAGCCGGGCUGCAACCAAGCGUGUUACGAUAAAGCUUUCCCCAUCUCCCACAUACGCUACUGGGUGUUCCAGAUCAUCAUGGUGUGUACCCCCAGCCUCUGCUUCAUCACCUACUCGGUCCACCAGUCCUCCAAGCAGCGGGAGAGGCAGUAUGCCAGCGUCUUCAUCACAAUGGACAAAGAUAAGAAGAGGGAAGACCAUAAGAUUAAAAAUACAAUUGUGAACGGCAUUCUUCAGAACUCGGAAAAUCCGAUGAAAGGGACCCAGGCGGACCUUUUAGAGGUUAAAGAAAUGCAGAACUCUGCUGCGAGGAACAGCAAAAUGUCGAAAAUACGGCGGCAAGAAGGGAUUUCCCGUUUCUACAUCAUCCAGGUUGUUUUCCGAAAUGCUUUGGAGAUCGGGUUCCUCAUGGGGCAGUAUUUCCUCUACGGAUUCAACGUCCCGUCCAUGUACGUGUGUGACCGCUACCCGUGCAUUAAAGAGGUCGAGUGCUAUGUGUCCAGGCCCACGGAGAAGACCGUGUUCCUGGUCUUCAUGUUCGCGGUGAGUGGACUCUGCGUGGUCCUGAACUUGGCGGAAUUGAAUCACCUGGGUUGGAGAAAGAUCAAAACGGCGGUGAGAGGGGCACAGGAACGGCGGAAAUCCAUCUAUGAGAUCAGAAACAAGGAUUCGCCGCACAGGAUGGGGGUGCCGAACUUCGGCCGGACUCAGUCGAGUGACUCGGCUUAUGUGUGA
Molecule: messenger RNA, 909 nt
Organism: Carcharodon carcharias (great white shark)
Lineage: Eukaryota; Metazoa; Chordata; Chondrichthyes; Lamniformes; Lamnidae
Gene: gjd2b
Product: gap junction protein delta 2b
Exons: 2
Coding region: 1-909 (302 amino acids)
Biological process (GO): cell communication
Cellular component (GO): connexin complex
Source: RefSeq, a predicted model, not a curated record